AUGAAUGGCGAGGAGCAGUACUACGCGGCCACGCAGCUGUACAAGGACCCUUGCGCGUUCCAGCGGGGCCCGGCGCCAGAGUUCAGCGCCAGCCCCCCUGCGUGCCUGUACAUGGGCCGCCAGCCCCCGCCGCUGCCGCCGCCGCCGCCUCCAUUCCCGGGCGCCCUGAGCGCGCUGGAGCAGGGCAGCCCUCCGGACAUCUCCCCGUACGAGGUGCCCCCGCUUGCCGACGACCCCGCGGUGGCGCACCUCCACCACCACCUCCCGGCUCAGCUCGCGCUCCCCCGCCCGCCGGCCGGGCCCUUCCCGGAUGGAGCUGAGCCGGGCGCCCUGGAGGAGCCCUGCCGCGUCCAGCUGCCUUUCCCGUGGAUGAAGUCUACCAAGGCUCACGCGUGGAAAGGCCAGUGGGCAGGUGGUGCCUACGCAGCGGAGCCAGAGGAGAACAAGCGGACGCGCACCGCUUACACUCGCGCGCAGCUGCUGGAGCUGGAGAAGGAAUUCCUGUUCAACAAAUACAUCUCCAGGCCGCGCCGGGUGGAGCUGGCCGUCAUGCUGAACUUGACAGAGAGACACAUCAAGAUCUGGUUCCAAAACCGCCGAAUGAAGUGGAAAAAGGAGGAGGACAAGAAGCGCAGCGGCGGGACCGUGGCCGCGGGCGGUAGGGACGCGGAGCCCGAGCAGGACUGCGCGGUGACCUCGGGCGAGGAGCUGCUGGCGCUGCCGCCCCCGCCGCCCCCCGGGGGUGCUGUGCCGCCCGCGGUCCCCGCCGCCGCCCGGGAGGGCCGCCUGCCGCCUGGCCUUAGCGCGUCGCCUCAGCCUUCCAGUGUGGCGCCUCUGCGACCGCAAGAAUCUCGGUGA
Molecule: messenger RNA, 858 nt
Organism: Globicephala melas (long-finned pilot whale)
Lineage: Eukaryota; Metazoa; Chordata; Mammalia; Artiodactyla; Delphinidae
Gene: PDX1
Product: pancreatic and duodenal homeobox 1
Biological process (GO): regulation of transcription by RNA polymerase II; type B pancreatic cell differentiation
Cellular component (GO): nucleus
Molecular function (GO): DNA-binding transcription factor activity, RNA polymerase II-specific; RNA polymerase II cis-regulatory region sequence-specific DNA binding
Source: RefSeq, a predicted model, not a curated record